GGGAAGACGAGUGGUAGCAGAAGAGUAGGAGUAUGCAGUAGAGAGAGAGAAAAAGAUGACAGAGGGACAGAAAAAGUAAGAAGUGUGAGCAUAUUUGAAUUUCAGAGUAGAAAAAAAUGAGACAAUGAAAAAAGGGAUGAAACAAGAAGAGGGGAGCAGAAAACCCCUGAAAAAACUGGAAUUGGAAAUGCAGGGUGGCACAGGGAAUAAGUGAGCGAAUGGGAGAGGAGGAGAGAGAGUAAGAAGGGAAGGGAGGGAGGCGAACAACACUGCAGACACUCAUCCACUGUCACUGCUCCGCAGCCAGAGGACAGAGGCAGUGCCGGCAUCAGUGGAAGCGGGUACGAUGGAGGAGGACGGCUGCACCAUCCGACCGUGGCUCAGUCCCCACAACUGACCACAUUUCUUGAGAACAUCCAUCCAAGUUUGGAGCAGAACGAUUAAAAAGGGAGGAAACUGCCAUCUCUGUCCUUCACAAGAUCACAAGUUCUGGAGCUCAACUCCUGCAGGACCAAUCGUUCACACCCUUCACUAUAAUUUCUCCCAUUGUACACGCCCACACUCCUCAUCACACCCUCUCCUUCAAACUGAAGCCCGCUGCUCUUCUUGUCGCCUUCUGGACUUGUUUUGGUUGUUUUUUCAUCAUUGCUUCUUUUGCUGACCUUUCGAGCUGAGUGGAUUUACUUUUCUCCUGUGGUGGACCAUGGGGCAGGGGUGGCAGGGUGCAGGAGGAAUCCCCGCGAAAAGGACAGGGGGGAGCAGGUACCUUUUGGUGGCAUUGCUUCUCUGUGGUUUCUGGAUGGCUUACUCGCAGACAGACGAUGGGAAAUCUGUCUACUUCUGGGAAACAGGUCCGUGGGGGAGAUGCAUGGGCAGUGACUGUGGUCCAGGAGGAAGCCAAAGCCGCGCUGUCUGGUGCGCCCACGUGGACGGCUGGACGACUCUUCACACCAACUGUGACCAGGGUCAGCGUCCCUCCAACCAGAGGAACUGUUUCCGUGUGUGUGACUGGCACAAGGACCUGUAUGACUGGAAACUGGGUGCCUGGAAUGAGUGCAUGCCAGUUUCAGCGAGGACCUUUGGGGCUCCACGGCAGUUCACAUGCAGUGGAGGAGAAGAGGGCAUUCAGACCCGGGAGGUGGGCUGCAUGCUCAAGUCAGAUGGGUCUCCAGCAGAGGAUGCCAUCUGUGAAUACUUUGAGCCCAAGCCACGCCUGGAGCAGGCUUGUUUGAUCCCUUGCCCCCAGGAUUGUGUUGUAUCAGAGUAUUCUCCAUGGACCUCGUGCUCCAAAACAUGUGGAACAGGCCUUAGGAACAGAAUACGCAGCGUUCUGGUUCCUCCACUUUUUGGAGGAGCCGGUUGUCCUAAUCUCACUGAAUUUGAGUCUUGUAAACCAGGACCUUGCUUGGGUCCUGAGGGAGUGUACAGCCUUAUGGUUGGACCAUGGAGCGCUUGCACCUUACCACAAACUCGAACUACACGGCAAGCCAAGCGAAGGAAAGGGAAAGGCCAAGGACUGAGAGAGCAAGGAGGGGUAAAAGAUCCUGAAACCAGAGAGCUGAUUAAAAAGAAACGGACCAGGAACCGCCUUAACCGGCAAGAGAGUCCAUUCUGGGACAUUCAGGUUGGAUACCAGACCCGGGAAGUGAACUGCAUACACAGGAACGGGAGCAGAGUGGGACGCAAUUUGUGCAUACCUCGGGAACUACCGCUCACCAUCCAGUCCUGCGUUCUUCCUAAAGAUUGCCAGGCAACCGAAUGGACCAACUGGAGCUCCUGCUCCAAGACCUGUGUGGAUCCUGAGACUCCAAGAGGAAAUCGGACUCGAAGGCGACAAGUGCUUCAGUUCCCCGUUGGUGAGGGCAUUGAGUGUCCAUUACUGGAGGAGACAGAGCCUUGUGAACCCCAAGGUGGAAGCAUCCCUCCCUGUGCCAGUUACACAUGGAGAACAACUGAGUGGAGUGACUGUCGGGUUGACUUACUGCUAAGCCAACAGGACCGACGGCGCAGCAACCUGACGGGGCUUUGUGGAGGAGGCCUGCAAACAAGGGAAGUUUAUUGUGUCCAGGCUAAUGCAGAGCUUCUAAAAUACCUCAGCAACCUGAAAGAAAAAGACAAAGCCUCCCGCCCAGUGGAAAACAACCUGUGCAGGGGCCCAAUCCCAAACAGAUCCCAGCGCUGCCAGAUCCCCUGUCCCAUUGACUGUGAGGUAUCACCCUGGGGUGCCUGGGGGCCAUGCAUCUUUGAAAACUGUGAUGAUCAGACCGGAAAGAAAGGUUUCAAACUGAGGAAACGGCAGAUUACCAACGAACCAACAGGGGGCCCGGGAAGCUGCCCUCACCUAGUGGAGGCCAUGCCAUGUGAUGAACCCAGUUGUUACAAGUGGCAGCUGGUCAGCCUGGAUAAGUGUGUUCCUGAUGAUGGGAAGCAGUGUGGCCCGGGAACUCAGCUGCCACAAGUGCAAUGCAUCAACAGCAAUGGUGAGCCUGUGGAUAGGAGUCUCUGCUCAUCCUCUGCAACUUUGGAGCCCAUCUCCUGUGAGGUCCCUUGCGCAAGAGACUGUGUGCUCAGCGACUGGACACCCUGGUCAACCUGUUCUCAGACAUGCUCAAGUAAAACCGUGGAGGGCAAACAAAUGAGGACCCGCUCCAUUCUGGCAUACAACGCCGGGGAAGGUGGCUCCCUGUGUCCAAACAGCAGUGCACUUCAGGAGGUGCGGAACUGUAAUGAACAUGCCUGUAUAGUUUACCAUUGGCAGACAGGACCCUGGGGGCCAUGCACAGAAGACCCAUCAACAGCAUCCCUGAACACCUCUGCACGUCCCAAUGGAGAGGAUCAAGGUCUGUGCUCCAUGGGAGUGCAAACCCGCAAGGUCAUGUGCAUCCGGGUCAACGUGGGACAGGUGCCACCCAAAAAGUGUCCAGAAGGCCCUCGCCCGAGCACAAUGCGGCCAUGUCAGCUUCCCUGCAAGAAGGACUGUAUUGUGACCCCUUUCAGUGACUGGACAGGAUGUCCUGUCAACUGUGAUACAGUUGGUGACCCUGCAAAGAGAAAGCAAUCAAGGAGACGUCUUGUCAUCCAGAUGCCUUCUAAUGGUGGGCAGGAGUGUCCGUUGGUGCUUCAGGAGGAAAGGGACUGUGAGGUUCCAAAAGUCUGUCCUGGUUUCAGGUGGAAAACUCACAAAUGGAGGAAGUGUCAGCUGGUCCCAUGGUUCCUCAGAAAAGAGACUCCUGGUGCCCAAGAAACAUGUGGACCAGGACUUCAGACCCGAGCUGUUUCCUGCCGCCAGCUGGACGGGACGCAGGCCGACAUCAGCGAGUGUCUGAGGUCCGCCAAGGCCAUGCCCGCCAUCACUCAGCGUUGUCAGCUCCCCUGCCAGGAUGACUGCCAGUUAACCAACUGGUCCAAGUUCUCGUCCUGCACAGCUGACUGUGUGGGGGUCCGCACCAGAAAGAGGGCAUUGAUAGGGAGAAGCAAAAAGAAGGACAAGUGUAAAAACACACAAAUGUACCCUCUAAGUGAGACGCAGUACUGUCCCUGCGAUAAAUACAAUGCCCAGCCAGUAGGGAGGUGGUCUGACUGCAUCCUGCCAGAGGGAGGCAGGCCAGAGAUCACUGGAGUGAUGAAGGUCCAGGGAGACGUCAAGGAGUGUGGACAGGGUUACCGCUAUCAGGCUAUGGUGUGUUACGAUCAAGACAAUCGGCUGGUGGAGACCUCGCGCUGCAACAGUCACGGUUAUAUUGAGGAAGCGUGCAUCAUUCCCUGCCCAUCCGACUGUAAACUCAGUGAGUGGUCCAACUGGUCCCGGUGCAGCAAGUCGUGCGGAAGUGGAGUGAAAGUCCGCUCCAAGUGGCUUCGAGAGAAGCCGUACAACGGAGGCCGACCAUGUCCAAAACUGGACCACGUCAACCAGGCCCAGGUGUAUGAGGUGGUACCCUGUCAGAGUGACUGCACACAGUAUGUUUGGGUCGCUGAGCCGUGGAGUGUGUGGAAGGUCAGCAAUGUGGAUCUGAAGGAAAACUGUGGAGAGGGUGUCCAGACCAGAAAAGUCAGGUGCAUGCUGAACACUGUGGAUGGCCCAUCUGAGGCUGUGGAGGAUUACCUCUGUGACCCGGAGGAGAUGCCCCUAGGGGCCAGGGAGAGCCGGCUGCCAUGCCCAGAGGACUGUGUCCUCAACGACUGGGGCCCCUGGAGUCGCUGUAGCAUGCCCUGUACCAGAAACAACAGCCGAGUGCGGACAGCAUACACCCUUCGAUACCCUGGUGUGGGCAGGCAAUGCCCGGAGUUGUCUGACAAAGAGCCAUGUAGUCUGAACCUAAACUGCUUCAAUUACUUCUACAACAUCACAGACUGGAGCACUUGUCAGCUGAGUCCCAAUGCUGUUUGUGGAAGCGGGAUCAAGACCCGAAUGCUUGACUGCGUUCGCAGUGACGGAAAAUCUGUCGAUAUUAAAUACUGCGAGGAGCUAAAUUUGGAGAAGAACUGGCAGAUGAACGUCUCCUGCACAGUUGAGUGUCCGGUUAACUGCCAGCUGUCAGAGUGGUCGGCAUGGUCAGAGUGUUCACAAACCUGUGGACUAGAAGGUAAGAUGCGGAGGCAGCGCUUGGUGGUUCAGGCGUCGCAAGGUGACGGCCGGCCGUGUCCUUCCCAAAUGGAGCAGUGGAAGCCCUGCCCCGUCAGGCCCUGCUACAGAUGGGAGUACAGCCCCUGGUCUGAGUGUCGGGUUGAGAGUGUGGUGUGCGGACACGGGACACGCUACAGGAACCUGUCCUGCUUUGUGUCGGACGGCUCCAGUGACGGCGAGAGCAGCAUGGUGGACGAAGAGCUGUGCAGCAGCCUGGAGUUGGCUGUAAAUGGAAACAAGAAAAUCAUACUGAAAGAGGCCUGCACCCUCCCAUGUCCAGGUGAAUGCUACCUAAUGGAGUGGUCUGACUGGAGUUCAUGUGUGAACAUCUGUGUAAAAGGAGCUGGUGUAGACUUUGGCUCGGUUCAGGUCCGGUCACGCGCCGUACUGGCCCAGGAGCCUGAAAACCUGCAGCUAUGUCCAGACCAGGCGUGGGAGUCGCAGCCUUGCACAGGAGGAGAAUGUUUCGAGUACAAGUGGUUCAGCAGCAGUCGUCCAAACUCCAGCCGUCCCUUUAUCUGGUGCCAACGCUCAGAUGGACUAAAUGUCACCGGUGGUUGUCCUGCAAUGAACCCUCCAGUAGACAACAGCUCCUGUGACCCUCCCUGUCUCAAGCCAAAGUCCUUCUGCAGUGAAGCUGGGGUGUGCAUAUGCGAGGAGGGUUUUACUGAGGUCCUAUCUGCUGCGGGACAGUUGGACCAGUGUGCCCCCAUCCCAAUCCUGGAGAUUCCCACUGCAGGGGACAAGAAAGGAGAUGUAAAGACCAGUCGUGCCAUUAACCCCACCAUGCCCACCACCAUCCAGCCCGGUCGCACCGGGCGGACCUGGUACCUGCAGCCCUACGGACCAGAUGGGAAGCUGAAGAUGUGGGUGUACGGUGUAGCAGCAGGAGCCUUUGUACUCCUCAUUUUCAUAGUGUCUAUGAUAUACCUAGCUUGCAAAAAGCCAAAGAGACCUCAGAGACAGAGGCAGCAGAACAACCGGCUAAAACCUCUAACGCUCGCCUACGACGGUGACACGGACAUGUAGAGCCUCUACACCCGUCAAAGGAGACCCCCUUCAUUACGCCAUGACAGUGAGGGACAUGGACGUUAGAAGCGUGAAUGGACACAACAGAAAAAAGAAAUCACUUCAAAUCCUCUUAGCAAAGACACUGCUGGGUUAAACGGUUUCAGUUGAGCUUGAUUAAGUCUUAUUCUAUUUUUCUUAACCAGAACCUUCAUGACCUCCAGCUUGUUGAGUAAAAAGCCUUCUUAACCCCUGAUGUGUCCCUUACUGAGACUCAGGAGUGCAGAUGGGAGUCUCCAUCUCUCCCCCUUUUCCAAACAUGGCAGCACCAGAUCCAACUCUUUCACCCCCGCGCUUUUCUGCUUGUCCCUGAAAAUGCUGAGUAGCUGGAGGCUUUGGACGCUCUGACGGUUUGUAUGUUGCCAAAAGUCACCGCAGGGAAGAGGAGGAGGGAGAGUAAAAUCUCCAUCAAAAGGUUUGGAUUCCUUUUUCCCCUCAAUCCUCAACUGGGUUUUGACUCAAAUCUCUUUUUUUCAGUCUUGAACAAAAGGGAGGCAUUUCUUCUCCUUUAUUUCUGCUUGAUUCAGAGGCACACAGGCCUGUGUUUGUGGGAUAAACUGAUCCAUGUGAUGCUGAUGAAGAAGCAGCCCGUUAUCACUUGCUGGCGGACACCACUGCCUGCCAGCCUCCACCCUUGCUUUGUUUCAGGCUCUACAUUGCACUAUAUUAGUGCAGCAUGAUAUGCAUAUGUGACUUCUACCUUCUAUUGCCAUAAAACACUGCCUCUACCACAAACAGAACCACACAGCAGAGGGACGACGAAAGCAACAGGGGAACACAAAACAGUCCAAUAAAACAGGUGUGAUCCACCAGUAAAUAUCUGUAUAGAUUUCAUUAUUUUGCAGCAGAGUUUUUGGUUUAGUAAAGUAAAUUUUUGUGGGUUCUUUUUAGACUCCGUCUGGUGUUUCCACUUUAUUUUUACCCAGAUGUAAGUGCGUUUAAAAAAAAAAACUGCCAGUUCUAAAACGAUUUAUUGAUUGUUUCCCUGAACUAAAACAUGUAGAGGAGAGAGGGAAGUUUCGCAGCAGCUUUGAAAGAGAAACUGAAGCCAUUCAUGUCAUGCAAACAUCAUUUCUGCCUUAAAGAUAAUUAAAGAGCUGCUCUGAAUAUUUGAUUAGGCAGAUAAUAUACAGUACAAGCAGAAAAAAUGACUAAUUUUCCCUCAUCUAGGCGAAUCAGUUCAUCUAGCUUUCACAUGUAGUACCCACAUUAUAGAUGCUCUAAUGUUACAGUCUCACUACAUUGAGAUGAAAUAUAUAAAAGAUACCCUGUACAAAUGAACUAUACAAUAUGUUAAUAAGAAUAUGCCUCUGAGUUCAGUGUAAAAGCAAACUUGUGUGGAGAAUGUUUACUUUUUUUCGUGAAAUCUGUAAAUAACAAUGACUUUUUUAUUUUUUUGGGAAAAAAAAAAGUAUGUGUAAAUUUAUUUUGUAUUGCACAGAAAACGUUAGUUUGAUUAUUGCAAAGUGGGUGUAUGAUAUUGCUGAUUGUUGUAACCAUGAUGCAAGUUGUAUGUUGUGACUAAGAAAAAAACCCGAGGGGAAUGAAAAGAGGAAGAGAGGUGGUUGUUCUGUACAGGUUGUUCAUAUAUGGAAAGAAUUACUGAAAAUAAAU
Messenger RNA from Cyprinodon variegatus (sheepshead minnow), 7306 nucleotides. It is a transcript of the gene thsd7a, whose product is annotated as thrombospondin type 1 domain containing 7A. Gene Ontology annotation, cellular component: extracellular matrix. NCBI's taxonomy places the organism in Eukaryota, Metazoa, Chordata, Actinopteri, Cyprinodontiformes, Cyprinodontidae. The record is from RefSeq and is a predicted model, not a curated record. The transcript has 28 exons. The coding region runs from base 704 to 5653 and encodes 1649 amino acids. Gene Ontology annotation, biological process: cell adhesion.